AUGUUAACACGGGCGCUGACACCCGCAACAAGGGUUUCCCGCCUGUCUACCACUACCACAGUCACAAGAAGAACUCUGAUACCUCAGCCACCCCCUUCUAUCGUUGCUCCUCGCCCGCUACCCACCCUCCACCGACCAAACUCCGAAGAUGCCCAGUCUAAUAGGUCGUACAUGACCAAGCUUCUCGAUGAGCUUGGUAGUUUGAGGGGCAAAGCUAAAGAAGGAGGUGGUGAAGCAACGUUGAAGAAGUGGAAGGAUCGAGGUCAGGGGAAAUUGGGUGUAAGAGAGCGAAUUACCGCUUUACUUGAUCCGUCAAGUCCAUGUGUUGAGCUUUCCCCUUUGGCGGCGCAUGAAGUAUAUCCAGAUCCAUUACCUGGCGCGGGGCUAGUCACUGGAAUAGGCAUGGUAGCGGGAAGGAAGUGUAUGAUCAUCGCGAACGACCCAACCGUCAAGGGAGGCGCAUAUUACCCUUUGACCGUCAAGAAACAUCUUCGAGCUCAGCAGAUAGCUCUAGAAAACAGACUCCCUUGUGUAUACCUCGUCGAAUCCGGUGGUGCAGCAUUACCGUACCAAUCGGAAGUUUUCCCUGAUCAUGACCACUUUGGAAGGAUAUUCUACAAUAUGGCAAGAAUGUCGGGUCUUGGUAUUCCCCAGAUUAGUGUGGUGCAUGGUAUAAGCGUAGCUGGAGGAGCAUAUAUGCCUGCUAUGUCAGAUGUUGUGAUCAUAGUCAAGAACCAAGGAAGGAUAUUCUUAGCUGGCCCUCCACUGGUGAAAGCUGCUACAGGAGAAGUGGUUGACGAAGAAACUCUAGGUGGAGGAGAUAUGCAUACCUCAGUAUCGGGAGUAGCAGACUACCUAGCCACCUCCGAUUCCCAUGCCCUUUCACUCGCCAGAGAAGCUGUUCAAGAUUUGGGUCCGGCAACGACAUCUUACCUCCGAAACCUGAAGAAUAAACCUAUCAAGGACCCAAUAUAUCCUACUAAAGAGUUAGAUGAGAUCGUACCGUCUGAUCCGAGGCAGGCUUAUGAUCCUAGAGAGAUCAUAGCUAGAUUAGUGGAUGGGAGUGAAUUUAGAGAAUUUAAGAGGGAAUACGGUAAAACUAUCAUCACUGGUUUUGCCGGAAUACACGGUCAUACUGUCGGUAUAAUAGCCAAUGCGGGUGUAUUGUUGUCUCCCUCAGCACUCAAGGCCACUCACUUUAUCGAACUUUGUUCUCAGCGGGGUAUACCUCUGGUAUUUCUGGUGAAUGUCAGUGGAUAUAUGGUAGGAGAGAAGGCUGAAAGAGGUGGAAUAGCCAAGGACGGUGCGAAGAUGGUUAGGGCUGUUGCGAGAGCAAAGGUUGAGAAAUAUACGGUAGUGGUUGGCGGAAGUUAUGGAGCCGGCAAUUAUGGGAUGUGCGGAAGAGCUUAUUCACCUCGAUUCCUAUGGAUGUGGCCCAACUCCAAAAUAUGUGUGAUGGGUCCAGAUCAGUUAUCCACCGUGAUGCAUACAGUACAAGGUAAAAGACAGGAUCAAGGUACAGAUGCAGCAGAGAAGAAAAGACAAGAGUUAAAGGAGAAAAUCGAGAAACAGAGUGAUGUCUUAUUUUCCACUGCAAGGAUUUGGGAUGAUGGAAUUAUCAGACCUAGCGAUACGAGGGAUCUAUUAGGGUUAGGAUUAGAAUUAGCGCAUGAGGAACGUGCUUCCCGAACUGGGAAUAGAGGGAAUGCUCAUGAGAAUAGAGGUGAAAUUGGGGCGGAUGGCGAUUCGGGUGAUUGGGGGGUGUUUAGGAUGUAG
Messenger RNA from Kwoniella botswanensis, 1776 nucleotides. RefSeq lists its product as uncharacterized. Lineage: Eukaryota; Fungi; Basidiomycota; Tremellomycetes; Tremellales; Cryptococcaceae. Gene Ontology annotation, biological process: L-leucine catabolic process. The record is from RefSeq and is a predicted model, not a curated record. Gene Ontology annotation, molecular function: methylcrotonoyl-CoA carboxylase activity. Bases 1 to 1776 code for a protein of 591 amino acids. The transcript is spliced from 12 exons. Gene Ontology annotation, cellular component: methylcrotonoyl-CoA carboxylase complex; mitochondrion.